UGGGAGGAGCUGAGAGAAAAGAGUACUUAUUUCAGCCCACAUCUGACAGAUUGUUCUGCUCUGCCUACAACCUGGUCACAGAGAGGAAGAUGAACCAUUCUCACACUACAAAGUCCUGUGUGCUCAUCCUGCUUAUGGCCCUACUGUGUGCACAAAGAGCUCAGGGGCUGCAGUGCUACAAUUGCCUUGGGGUCCCACAUGGGGCUUCCUGCUCAUCAGUAACAACCUGCCCCUACCCUGAUGCAUUCUGUGUGACUCAGGAGAAAGAAGUUACUGUGGGCUUUAUCCCAAGCAAAGUAAGGAGCCACCAUUGCCUUCCCAUUUGCCCUACUGAUAUUGAAAAUGCAAUGAAACUCGGUGCUCCUGUCAACUUGAAGACUUCCUGUUGCAAGAAAGACCUCUGCAAUGCAGCAGUUCCCACUGGAGGCAGCACCUGGACCAUGGCAGGGGUGCUUCUGUUCAGCCUGGGCUCAGUUCUCCUGCAGACCUUGCUGUUAUGAUCCUUCCGCAGACCUCCACCCGUGGCCUUUUAUCCUCCUGUGUAAUCCCUCCUUCCUUGAUCCCUCUAUUGAUGAAUUAUGACUUAUAGAAUCUCUGAGGUGGGAUAGAGUGUGAAAUACCUAAUUUCAACUUCAUAGGCUCUUUAUACCUGGGUAGGUUCCCACUCUUCCCUAGGACUUUCAGAUCUGUACGUCCUGCAAUGCCAUUUUGUUGUGGCUUUCUACUCCUGGCCCUGGAGGCACAUUGACAGCACAGGGAAGAGGCAGAAUUCCAAGGUAUUAUGUCACCACUGUCCACACAUAAAUAUCUGAGAUUCUGCUGGGUUUCCAGGUGUGCCAUCCAAUGUCCAACCUUUGCCUCCAAUAAACCAUUCCUUCUAAAAGCCAA
Grammomys surdaster is the source of this 888-nucleotide messenger RNA. RefSeq names its product lymphocyte antigen 6A-2/6E-1-like. The transcript has 4 exons. Gene Ontology annotation, cellular component: plasma membrane. Gene Ontology annotation, biological process: acetylcholine receptor signaling pathway. The record is from RefSeq and is a predicted model, not a curated record. Gene Ontology annotation, molecular function: acetylcholine receptor inhibitor activity; acetylcholine receptor binding. NCBI's taxonomy places the organism in Eukaryota, Metazoa, Chordata, Mammalia, Rodentia, Muridae. Bases 90 to 500 code for a protein of 136 amino acids.